Messenger RNA from Drosophila obscura, 1485 nucleotides. Its product is annotated as cell wall integrity and stress response component 1. The transcript is spliced from 3 exons. Lineage: Eukaryota; Metazoa; Arthropoda; Insecta; Diptera; Drosophilidae. Bases 118 to 1032 code for a protein of 304 amino acids. The record is from RefSeq and is a predicted model, not a curated record.
CAGUCCAGUUGUUGUCGCACCUUCAAGCAGAGCAGACGGUCCAGUCCCACCAGCAGAUUACAUCCACUCGCACUCCAUCAAUAGAACUGGUUUCUGGUCCAUCCAUAUCGAUUGGAAAUGUUGCUCGUGCCGCUUGCCCUGAUCUCACUAUUCGGACUGGCCCAAACGCUGCCCCUCGAUGAUGUGGAGUCGUCAUUGUCACCGGCCACAAGUGAGCUGCCAGAUGACGGCGGGCGGGUGGUCUUCGAUCAGAGGCAGUCGGGCAGGUACAACAUCCACGUAAGCAUCAAGGAUGUCGCCAUCAUCGAGGUGGGUCAGAACGAUCUGUCAGAAGGUGCGUACAGCGAUGCGGAGGAUUACUACUACGAUGACAGUGCGUUGACCAUCAAACCCAUCAAGUUCUCGACUGAGGCCAUUGGCAGCAGCAGCAUUAGCAGCAGCAGCAGCAGCAGCAGCAUAGCAGAAGCAGCGACGACAUCCACGACAGCGAUCAGCAGCAGCAGCAGCACCAGCACCACAGAGGCGCCAACCACCGCAGCCUUAAUGGAAUCCACAAUGACAUCUGAGGCACCAUUGAGCAGCCUAAAUGCGAAUUCAACCUACAGCUCGAAUCUCUUGGCGGAUAUCGCCGCCAGCAGGAUCAAGCCAAAGUCCAGGCUUAACAAUCUAAUGAUAAUGGAGACGCCAAUUGGCGGAGCACGACCCACAGCCGUGCCGCAUCUGCCGCAUCCCAGAUCCAAAGAUAUUCCCAUUAUGGCUGCUGCUGCCGCUGCCACUGCUGCAGUCACCCGACCCACGCUGUCGCCAGGCAUUGAGUAUACACCCCCUCAAGGUCACAACUCGCCCAUCUUCAAGGUGAAAGUUCAACGAUCUGCAGUGCCGCCAACCAAGAAGCCCGCCCGCUGUCGUUCCCAUCAGACACGGAAUGCCCAGGGCAAAUGUGGCGACUCGAUCUACCGUCGACUGUACAGCAUGCUGAUGGGUCUGAACCUGCCGGGUCUGGUGGGCCCACCACCCCACGGGGCCGUCUAAUGCGAUCAGCCUGGAUCGGUUUUCACAUCAUCACAUAUCAAUGCAGUUUACACUGUCAUACAUAGCCUUUAAGUGCCUCCAAAUGUAUCUGCUUGAGCCUAUGCUUGAAGUAUAAUGACUGAAACGUUCUAUAAUUGAUUUAAAGACAAAUUCCUAUUGCUAGUUCUGAAGCAAGUGCCCAGAUUUAAAGUAAGCUCAGAAAAAUAUUACUCGAAUUUUAUUAGUUGCCUAUAAGCUACGCGAAUGACAAAGCCAAACGGAGAAAAUCAUCUUAAAUUGGAUACAAAACAAAAAGUAACUAUCACUCCAUGAAAUCAACUUGUCUUUGCAUAUAUAUUUAAGUACACACAUACGUAUGUACAUGCGGAUCGUUGAUCUGCUAGAAUUUUGCAGCUAAAGUCAAUCAAUUAUAUUGGCAUGGCUCUGCGCGUGCCGCCUUUAAUAUUCCAUUUA